Acanthosepion pharaonis is the source of this 1311-nucleotide messenger RNA. NCBI's taxonomy places the organism in Eukaryota, Metazoa, Mollusca, Cephalopoda, Sepiida, Sepiidae. The record is from the annotation of a GenBank genome assembly.
AUGGGGCGAGAAGUUGGACAAUCUAACGAGGCGGGAAGAAUUACUUUUUUUCUUUCACCUGGCUUUCCUUUCGUUUUCGUACCUCCUACUUUUUCUCAUCGCCCUUUUCCUCCCUCUUCCUCUCCCCAGCUUAAACCAUUUCUUUGUUUUUCGUACAUCUUACUUUUUUCCCUCGCCCUUUUCCUCUCUCUUCGUCUCCCCAGCUUAAACCAUUUCUUUGUUUUUUCGUACCUCCUACUUUUCUCUCCUCACACUUUUCCUCCCUCUUCCUCUCCCCAGCUUAAACCAUUUCUUUGUUUUUUUUCGUACGUCCUACUUUUUUUCUCCUCGUCCUUUUCCUCCCUCUUCCUCUCCCCAGCUUUAAACCAUUUCUUUCUUAAGCCAUUACUUUGUUUUUCGUACCUCCUACUUUUUCUCCUCGUCCUUUUCCUCCCUCUUCCUCUCCCCAGCCUUAAACCAUUUCUUUGUUUUUCGUACCUCCUACUUUUUCUCCUCGCACUUUUCCUUCCUCUUCCUCUCCCCAGCUUAAACCAUUUCUUUGUUUUUCGUACCUCCUACUUUUUCUCCUCGUCCUUUUCCUCCCUCUUCCUCUCCCCAGCUUUAAACCAUUUCUUUCCAUUACUUUGUUUUUCGUACGUCCUACUUUUUCUCCUCGUCCUUUUCCUCCCUCUUCCUCUCCCCAGCUUUAAACCAUUUCUUUGUUUUUCGUACCUCCUACUUUUUCUCCUCGCCCUUUUCCUCCCUCUUCCUCUCCCCAGCUUAAGCCAUUACUUUGUUUUUCCCUGUUCUCGUAUCUAUCUAUCUAUCUAUCUAUCUAUCUAUCUAUCUAUCUAUCUAUCUAUCUGCAACAGCCUGUUCUCGUAUCUAUCUAUCUAUCUAUCUAUCUAUCUAUCUAUCUAUCUAUCUAUCUAUCUAUCUAUCUACAACAGCCUUUUCUCUAUCUAUCUAUCUAUCUAUCUAUCUAUCUAUCUAUCUAUCUAUCUAUCUUCUCUAUCUAUCUAUCUAUCUACAACAGCCUGUUCUCGUAUCUAUCUAUCUAUCUAUCUAUCUAUCUAUCUAUCUAUCUAUCUAUCUAUCUAUCUACAACAGCCUGUUCUCGUAUCUAUCUAUCUAUCUAUCUAUCUAUCUAUCUAUCUAUCUAUCUAUCUGGUAACCUUAUCUAUCUGUCUGCUUCUAUCUAUCUAUCUAUCUAUCUAUCUAUCUAUCUAUCUAUCUAUCUAUACCAUCUGUUCCUAUCUACUUCAAUCUGUUCCUAUCUAUCUAUCUAUUUCAGCCUUUUCAUAUCUGUCAAUAUGUCGUAAGCUCGAAUAG